CGCCAGGCUACUUGCUUUUCCUACUACAGCUCGGCUCAGUUCAACCAUCGCCAACCUUGAAUAUUGUAUUGCUACAAACAUGCGGUUGAUGGAGAUGCCGCUUGAUAGAGCGCGGCCUGCGCGCACCUGCGCCGUGGUGGCGGCCAUGGUAGCGGCGGCGGCGCACGGCCGGGCGGCGGCAGUGGCGGCACAGAGCCUGGCGGCGGCGGCAGUGGCCCUGGGCCCAGCAGUGGCCUUCCGCUCUGGUCUACGUACGCAUUAGUUCCGCAACACUCGUCAAUGGCGGUAGCGGAGGGGGCCGGCAAGGCCAAGUGGAGGAGGAGAGCACGGAGCUGUCCGAGAAGCGGCGCCAGCAGCGCGCAGGUCGAGACCUGCCGGUGUCUGGUUAGCAGUCUUGGCUGGCGAGCAUAGCGUGGCACGGUGUGUGGUACGUUGUAAUGCUGUUUGGUC
Molecule: messenger RNA, 450 nt
Organism: Chlamydomonas reinhardtii
Lineage: Eukaryota; Viridiplantae; Chlorophyta; Chlorophyceae; Chlamydomonadales; Chlamydomonadaceae
Exons: 1
Coding region: 95-262 (55 amino acids)
Source: RefSeq, a predicted model, not a curated record